AUGGCAAUACCCGAAUGCCAUUCAUUCCUUGACUCUUCUUCUCAAUUCUAUGAGAGCCCGUUUGGAAAGCUCCGUCCACGCACAAACCAAGACCAAUCUUUGAUUGGCAUGCAGUUCCCUGCGGUGAAGGCCUCAGCUGACAGAAAGGUUUGCGCUCGUUCGUCCGGGAGCGAUUCUCCCCAAGUCCCAAGGCGAGGUCAUUAUGCGCUUACAGUCCCGAAGCCAGUCUUUAGCGAUCUCCUUUUUGAUCCGAUCCAACGUGAUGUGCUGUUGGACCAGAUUGCCAUGGGCAAAGCUUUGCGGUCCUACGGCCAAAUCACCCUUGGCGAUCUCAUCCUUAGUCGACGCUCUUUCUCCGCUUUCCCCAAUGGUCAAUUCUUAUCAUACGAGUUCCGGCAAUCUCUUGGACUCAAUCCUUGGCGAUCCGAGUCGACAGCUCUUUCGCCACUCCCCCACGAUUGGAGCGAGAAUGACGAAGCGCCACGAUACGCGAUCUUCGUAAUCUUUCAUCUUUUGGUUGUCAUCGGCGCUAGUGUUGCUGUGCCGGCGUUCAAGUUGCUCAGAGGUGAUAAAUCUCUCAAGCUGCACUCCUUGCUUCUCGGCCUUUUACCUCCCAGGGCCACAUCAGUGUUUUGCGGUGGAACGUUCGAGCAUAGUUCUUCCAUUGACCACGACAAGCUCCGGCGUCUUUCGUGGGCGUUUCAGAGGUUCACUCAGUUUAUCAGUCUUAUCUUGGCUGGGGAUCCUUCAUAUGUGUCAGAUGGAAUUUGCGCCACCACGCUCGCACCACACGUACUAUUUGCCUGGUUUCAAGAAUCAUAUUCCAAAGAUAGCUAG
Messenger RNA from Guyanagaster necrorhizus, 837 nucleotides. RefSeq lists its product as uncharacterized. Lineage: Eukaryota; Fungi; Basidiomycota; Agaricomycetes; Agaricales; Physalacriaceae. The record is from RefSeq and is a predicted model, not a curated record. The transcript is spliced from 11 exons. Bases 1 to 837 code for a protein of 278 amino acids.